UGUAAAUCUAAUUCAUUUCUUCAUGCUCUAAUAAAUACACAUUCAAAUCUCGGUGCCUUUGAAUCUGAGAAAAGAGGCACAUAGAAAUCAGAAAAAAAUAAAAGAUCAAAAGGGCAAAAAAAAUAGACCAUUGAAUAUUGUUUUACACUUUCCAGUUUCCACCACCAAUUUCACUUCUUUCUUCACACUCUCCGGACCCUUCACUCUCUCCAUCAAUCACCUUCAUUUUAACCAGGUAUCCCAUACUUGAAAGCACUCUAAAUUCAACUCUCUCAUUUCUUCACAACCCACUUUCCAAAACUCCUCCUUUCUCAAUUCCCAGCACUCUUUAGGUGAGGUGAAGGUGCUGUUACUCUUUGAAAAUGGCUGCGGGUGCAGGAGUUGUGCCAGCCUCUUUUUCUGCCCUCAAGACCAGAGAUUCCAGCUUGGGGUUUGCAAAAAGUAUGGAUUUUGUGAGAGUUUCUGAUUUGAGGAGAUUCAAGUCUGGAAGAACAAAGGUUUCAAUUAUCAAGAACUCAAGUUCUGGGGGCCAGGAUAUUGCUGAACUUCAACCUGCAUCCCCAGGAAGUCCUCUUCUAGUUCCUAGGCAAAAAUAUUGUGAAUCAUUACACAAGACAGUUAGGAGGAAGACAAGGACAGUGAUGGUUGGUAACGUGGCUCUUGGUAGUGAGCAUCCGAUAAGAAUUCAGACGAUGACUACAACUGACACUAAGGAUGUUGCUGGGACAGUUGAACAGGUGAUGAAAAUAGCAGAUAAAGGAGCUGAUAUUGUGAGAAUAACAGUACAGGGAAAGAAAGAAGCUGAUGCAUGUUAUGAGAUUAAGAACUCCCUUGUGCAGAAAAACUACAACAUUCCUUUGGUGGCUGAUAUUCAUUUUGCUCCAUCCGUUGCUUUGCGAGUGGCUGAAUGCUUUGAAAAGAUCCGUGUCAACCCGGGAAAUUUUGCUGAUAGACGGGCUCAAUUUGAACAGUUAGAGUACACUGAAGAUGACUAUCAGAAAGAACUUGAGCAUAUUGAACAGGUAUUCACACCAUUGGUUGAGAAGUGUAAGAAAUAUGGGAGAGCAAUGCGCAUCGGGACAAACCAUGGCAGUCUUUCAGAUCGUAUAAUGAGCUAUUAUGGAGAUUCUCCAAGGGGAAUGGUUGAAUCUGCCUUUGAAUUUGCAAGGAUAUGUCGAAAGUUGGACUUUCACAAUUUUGUUUUUUCUAUGAAAGCAAGCAAUCCGGUUAUCAUGGUCCAAGCAUACCGGUUACUUGUAGCUGAAAUGUAUGUCCAAGGCUGGGAUUAUCCGUUACACUUGGGAGUAACUGAAGCUGGAGAAGGUGAGGAUGGAAGGAUGAAGUCUGCAAUUGGCAUUGGUACUCUUCUUCAGGAUGGGUUAGGUGAUACAAUAAGGGUUUCACUCACUGAACCACCAGAGGAGGAGAUAGAUCCUUGUAGAAGGUUAGCAAACCUGGGAAUGAAAGCAGCUGAACUCCAGAAAGGAGUGGCACCUUAUGAAGAAAAGCAUAGACAUUAUUUUGACUUCCAGCGCCGAACUGGUCAAUUGCCGGUGCAAAAAGAGGGUGAGGAAGUGGAUUAUCGAGGUGUCCUCCACCGGGAUGGUUCUGUUCUCAUGGCAGUAACCUUGGAUCAGUUGAAGAUGCCAGAGCUUCUCUACAAGUCACUUGCGGCCAAACUCGUUGUUGGCAUGCCAUUUAAGGAUCUGGCAACAGUAGAUUCAAUCUUGUUGCGGGAACUUCCUCCAGUAGAUGACCAUGAUUCUCGGCUAGCUCUGAAGAGACUGAUAGAUAUAAGUAUGGGGGUUAUAACUCCUUUGUCAGAGCAGCUAACAAAGCCAUUACCCAAUGCCAUAGUUCUAGUAAAUCUUAAGGAACUAUCUACUGGAGCGUACAAGCUUUUGCCACAAGGUACACGCCUGGCUGUGUCUGUACGGGGUGACGAGCCAUAUGAAGAACUGGAAAUUCUCAAAGGUGUUGAUGCUACUAUGAUUCUUCAUGAGCUGCCUUAUACAGAAGAGAAAAUUAGUAGAGUUCAUGCAGCAAGAAGGCUAUUUGAGUACCUCUCUGAAAAUUCUCUGGACUUCCCUGUCAUCCACCACAUUCAGUUUCCACAUGGGAUUCAUAGGGAUGACUUAGUUAUUGGAGCCGGUUCUAAUGCUGGAGCACUGCUGGUUGAUGGGCUUGGAGAUGGUAUCCUCUUAGAAGCCCCAGACAAGGAUUUCGAGUUCCUCAGAAAUACAUCUUUCAAUUUGCUGCAAGGGUGCAGAAUGAGAAACACAAAGACAGAGUAUGUGUCAUGCCCAUCCUGUGGCAGAACAUUGUUUGAUCUUCAAGAAAUAAGUGCACAAAUUCGGGAAAAGACAUCACACUUGCCUGGUGUUUCGAUUGCAAUCAUGGGAUGCAUUGUAAAUGGACCCGGAGAGAUGGCUGAUGCAGACUUUGGUUAUGUGGGAGGAGCUCCUGGAAAGAUUGACCUUUAUGUUGGGAAGACUGUGGUGAAGCGAGGAAUUGAAAUGGAGCAUGCAACCGAUGCAUUGAUUGAUUUAAUAAAAGAGCAUGGAAGGUGGGUAGACCCUCCUGCAGAUGAGUAAAGGUUAAUGGAUCCUGAGUGAAGAGUUUAGGGUCCUGGUCUACAUGUGAUUUUCUAGUAUUGAAAUUCACUUUCAACAUAGUCAGAAAAUUUUCUUGUAAGCGAAGUCUUGAUUUCAAAGAUGAAGGGGGUGGGGGUGCUCCACAGCUGCAUGAGAUAUAGAUUUAUAGACCACAAUGUAUUUUGCUUUACCCCAUCAGUAAAAAUAAAUAGCAAUAUGUGGAGAAUGAUGGGUUGGAAGUUGGAACAAUGCCCUGUAAUAUUAUCUUAAGAAGGCUAAGGUUGCAUGUUUAACAAAUUACAGAAACAAGAAAACCACUCUCAUGUUUGUCACCCAAUAUGCAAAAAAUAAUUCAAGUUUGCACAAAUUGUUUAUCGAA
Messenger RNA from Arachis duranensis, 2973 nucleotides. RefSeq names its product 4-hydroxy-3-methylbut-2-en-1-yl diphosphate synthase (ferredoxin), chloroplastic. The transcript has 20 exons. The coding region runs from base 363 to 2594 and encodes 743 amino acids. Gene Ontology annotation, molecular function: iron ion binding; 4-hydroxy-3-methylbut-2-en-1-yl diphosphate synthase activity (ferredoxin). Gene Ontology annotation, biological process: terpenoid biosynthetic process; isopentenyl diphosphate biosynthetic process, methylerythritol phosphate pathway. The record is from RefSeq and is a predicted model, not a curated record. Lineage: Eukaryota; Viridiplantae; Streptophyta; Magnoliopsida; Fabales; Fabaceae. Gene Ontology annotation, cellular component: chloroplast.